AUGAAUCAAGAUAUCACAACGUCCGAAUAUAGUGAACACACUGGCCCUGAUGACCCCCCAUCGCCAAUCACAGCAGUUACCCCGGGCCCAUCACCCCUUUCAGACGCUCAAAAGCGCGACAUCCUUACCUCCCUCCUCCUUGAGGGAUUCAAGGGUCCAGAUAUCCUGUUGAUACUUGAGGGAGAAUAUGGCUGGUCCAUUUCCUUACGCACACUUAGUCGCCUUCGCCAAUCUUGGGGCCUCCGCCUCAGUGACCUUCCACCUGCCGAAAAUCCCCCCGAUUUACUCCCCCCAAUUCGGGCAAGCCUGAUAUCUGCCCAUCAAAAUGGCUUGACAGUAGCUGAAAUGCGCUCCCAACUCUCCAGAGAAUUAGGGUUGAAUGUCUCUCAGCGCACUGUUGAGAGAUAUUUGAGGCGCUUGAACUUGAAACAACGCCAAAAUGACCUGGCGAAUGGAAAAACAACUCGAGAAGAAGUGGUUGAACUGGUCAGACAUGCUCGUGAUGCAUUACUAGCAAACACAGCAGGCUACAGAAGAAUGCGGCAGAUCUUGGUCACAAAUUAUGGGCUCCGUCUACCAAGGCAGGUUGUUUAUGAUAUCCUGAGAGAGGUCGACCCUGAAGGAAUGCAACUGCGGCUAAAAAAGACUUGCCAAAGGAGAGUAUUCCGCACCACAGGUCCAAAUCACAUCUGGUCAGCUGAUGGUCACGACAAGUUAAAAAGAUUUGGGAUCACGGUAUAUGGCUUCAUUGAUGCCUGGUCCAGAAAGAUUUUGGGUAUAUUUGUACACGUCACAAAUAAUGAUCCAAGGCACAUUGGCGCAUACUUUCUACACCUGGUUAGGUCUAUUGGUGGAAUUCCAUGGAAACUCACCACGGACAGGGGGACGGAGACAGGAAAAAUGGGCAGCUUCCAGAUCCGACUUUCUCAUGAAUUUAUAGAAAAUAUAACUGUUGAAGAAGCACGAAAGCACAUGCAUCACACCAAAUCAGUUCAUAAUCAGAAAAUCGAAUCCUUGUGGUCCAGAAUGAUGACAGAGCACAACAAGCCCAUCAUCCACAACAUUCUAACAUACAUGGAAAAUGAUUGGUAUGAUGAGAGUGACCCAUUGCAAAAGUAA
Molecule: messenger RNA, 1119 nt
Organism: Puccinia graminis f. sp. tritici CRL 75-36-700-3
Lineage: Eukaryota; Fungi; Basidiomycota; Pucciniomycetes; Pucciniales; Pucciniaceae
Exons: 2
Coding region: 1-1119 (372 amino acids)
Molecular function (GO): nucleic acid binding
Source: RefSeq, a predicted model, not a curated record